CUCCAUGUCGGGAGAAUUGUGGAUUACCCUAGUUGACACAGCGGACAUUGUCGGCGUCACCCUCACCUUCUGUGUCAACAUUGUUCUUCUCGGACUUCUGAAAACACGUGGAAAAAACUUGGGCACUUAUAAAUAUCUCAUGGCGUUUUUCUCAGUAUUCUCGAUUUUUUACGCCAUCAUCGAGUUCAUAUUACGACCUAUAAUGCAUAUUGAGAACACCACUUUCUUUUUGAUCUCAAGGAAAAGAUUCAACUACUCCACCAAACUUGGAAAAAUCAACUCUGCGUUUUACUGUGCUUGUUUUGCCACCAGUUUUGUUGUCUCAGGAGUUCACUUUGUUUAUCGAUAUUUUGCAACUUGCAAACCGAAUCUACUUCGUUUGUUCAACUUGCCAACUCUUCUACUUUGGCCACUUGGUUGCAGUGUACCCGUGACAAUGUGGGCUAGUGUCUCAUAUUUUUUGUAUCCAGAUACCGAGUACACGGAAGCGGCUGUCACCAAUGUACUAAAUAACCACUAUAACUGGAUCAAAAAGGAGAAUGUAUCGUACAUUGCAUACGUCUAUUACCAAUACGAAAACGGAGUAAGGCAUAUCUACCUCAAAAACUUGCUUGGAUGCUUUGUUCAUUACUUUGUCAUGUCGAUGACGUUUGUUGUGAUGUUCUACUGCGGAUAUGCCACGUGGAAAACUAUGAAUGAACACAAGGAUGUAUCUGAUAGAACUCGAGCGCUACAGAAACAACUUUUCAAAGCUUUAGUUCUUCAGACACUCAUCCCAACUAUCUUCAUGUACGCCCCAACUGGAGUCAUGUUCAUCGCACCGUUUUUUGACGUGAAUUUGAAUGCAAACGCCAAUUUCAUUGUGUUUUGCUCAUUUCUGUACCCGGGACUCGAUCCACUCAUUCUGAUUUUGAUCAUUCGUGAUUUCCGAAGAACAAUAUUCAAUUUCUUGUGUGGAAAGAAAAACAGUGUUGAUGAAUCCCGCUCGACAACAAGAGCCAAUUUGUCUCAAGUUCCGACGUGAUGAAUGUUUUUUGAAAUACUGAGAAUCGCACAAUUGAGAAAUUUUAAUUUCAUUGGACUUGUCAUGAGAAUGAAGUCAUGUUAUACA
Molecule: messenger RNA, 1111 nt
Organism: Caenorhabditis elegans
Lineage: Eukaryota; Metazoa; Nematoda; Chromadorea; Rhabditida; Rhabditidae
Gene: odr-10
Product: Serpentine receptor class r-10
Exons: 8
Coding region: 5-1024 (339 amino acids)
Biological process (GO): detection of chemical stimulus involved in sensory perception of smell
Cellular component (GO): ciliary membrane
Source: RefSeq, marked reviewed